UUUUCUUUUGAAACAAGAUUAGGGUGAAACUAAAUCCAAAGCAGGCAAAGCUAGCAGUUUCAAAUAGCACAAAACGAACAUGUUUCACUCGUCCACACACUACUGAGUGAGAAUUGAGUAGCUGACAAAACAACAACACAAUUACACAAGUGUUUGUUCUGUUUAACGUUUGUGUUCGUUUUUCCAUCCCAUCCAAUCACAAACCCAGAACCUUCAAAUUCAACAUGGCUCUAGCUGCACAAAUCCCAGGUGUUGAGCAACAGAGACUCAUAAUACCCAACAAGCACGGUGAAAAGCUAGUCGGUAUAUUGCAUGAUUCUGGAUCCAAGGAAAUUGUAAUCUUGUGCCAUGGAUUUCGGUCCUCCAAAGAAUCUGAUUCCUUAGUGAACCUUGCUGGUGCAUUGGGAAAUGCCAGAAUCAGUUCUUUCCGCUUUGACUUUUCUGGAAAUGGGGAAAGUGAUGGUACAUUUCAAUAUGGCUACUAUUGGAGGGAGGCUGAGGAUUUACAUGCUGUAACUCAACAUUUCAAUGAAGCAAACCGUGUAGUUAGUGCAGUUGUUGGGCAUAGUAAAGGAGGUGGCGUGGUGCUUCUUUAUGCUUCAAAAUAUCAUGACAUUAAAACAGUUGUCAACAUCUCUGGACGUUAUGAUCUGAAGACAGGAAUUGAAGAACGGCUUGGAAAAGAUUUUAUGGAAAGAAUUAGAAAGGAUGGUUUCAUUGAUGUGAAGAGAUUAGGAAGUUUUAUUUUCCGUGUGACUGAAGAUAGUUUGAUGGACCGAUUAAAUACAAAUAUGCAUGAAGCAUGCCUUCAGAUUGAUAAAGAUUGCAGGGUGCUUACAGUUCAUGGUUCUUCAGACACAGUUAUCCCUGUUGAAGAUGCACUUGAGUUUGCCAAGAUUGUACCUAACCACAAAUUACAUGUCAUAGAAGGAGCUGAUCAUUCAUACACUAAUCACCAAGAUGAGCUAGCCUCGGUUGUUGUGAACUUCAUAAAAGAAAACUUGCACCAGGAGUCCUAGAUGUCUGUCUUUCUUUGCUUGCAGGAUAUGAACUUAUUUUUUUUGUUUGAGAUUUGAUUUUUCUAAUCAUGUAAUUGAUAGAGGUGCAGUUUCGAGUCAACAGAAUUUGCUACUGAUGAUAUAUUCUAAUGGAAUAACCUGCCUAUGAUGUUCAACA
Molecule: messenger RNA, 1176 nt
Organism: Lotus japonicus
Lineage: Eukaryota; Viridiplantae; Streptophyta; Magnoliopsida; Fabales; Fabaceae
Exons: 7
Coding region: 225-1019 (264 amino acids)
Cellular component (GO): cytosol
Source: RefSeq, a predicted model, not a curated record